Molecule: messenger RNA, 3656 nt
Organism: Scylla paramamosain (green mud crab)
Lineage: Eukaryota; Metazoa; Arthropoda; Malacostraca; Decapoda; Portunidae
Product: rhomboid-related protein 3-like
Exons: 9
Coding region: 965-2059 (364 amino acids)
Cellular component (GO): membrane
Molecular function (GO): serine-type endopeptidase activity; calcium ion binding
Source: RefSeq, a predicted model, not a curated record
CUCGUCCCUCCCUCCCUCCCUCGUCCUAAUCUAUUCUAGCCAGUGUGGCUCACAGUGUCAGGCGGAGAGGAGCUACGGACUGCCGCUCCUCCCUCCAUUCGUCAUUAUCUCUCACAUCGCUCCCUCUCUUAAAUAACCGAGAGAGAAAAACGGAUUUUGCACUGAGGGAGACGAGAAGUUACAAAAUAAACACACAUAGACGAGCGGACGUUCGAGGGAGAAAGCGGACGAGGAAAUUAGGAUACCUACUAUUUUCAUUCACUGUAAUCGCGUAAACCAUACAGAUAAGAGGAAAGGAAAUAAAGGAACAAAUACACUGAAAAUAAAAAGCUCACAAUAACUGAAUAAACACCAGGAAAGAAAAGACAAUACCUAGAAAAAAAAAAGAGAAAAAGGAAGUCACGCAACCCAGAUAAAUACAACAGGAAGGAAACAAAGGAAAAUAAAGGGCGAGCCACAGAAAAAAAAAAAAAAAAACCGAGUACAAGAGGAUAUAAAUAACACGUCGAUGAGUAAUGCGUGAGAAGGAGUUUAUGGCUCUCAGAGGAACUACGUCAACUUCACGUCUCACACGACGGCAGGUGGGUGGUGCGGUGGGAACACUCGAUAAAGCGUGAACUACUCUAAUUACGUGGCGACCGAACCACCAGAAGGCAACGGCGCGGCGAGAGUGAGGGACGCAAAGCAGACACAGCUGUCACCACUACUACCACCACCACUACGGCCACUUGGCAGGAAACGCAACUGGGACAAGAAUAUACAUUAAAAAAAGCAAAAAACAAAACAAGUGUCAAGUGAAAAACCGCAAUAAAUCAUGAAGAAACACGAAAUGACAUAACAAAAAAAAAAAAAACUAAAUCGAAUAGAGGUGAAGAAGAGAAGGAGAAACAAGAGAAAGAAAGGAGAAUAGACAGUGAAACAGAAAUCGUGACUAAAUUUGGGAGAUACACUGAAAUAAUACAGGAUGACUCGAGUUGCCUCAAUGGAAGUGAAGUCUGGCAGGCCCGGAGAUCUCCCUCCCAUCGCGGUCAGACAUCUACGAGUCGCGGAGGAGUUCUGGAGUAAGCAGUAUGCAGACAAGAACCGCGCUGUGCCCCUGGUGGUGGUCAAGGAGCGCCUCAUGCAGACCAGGGAUGCGGACGCUCUUCCCAAUGGCCUGGUCACACAGCUGCUUCGUAAGGCGGACCUCAAUCAGGAUGGCUACCUUAACUUCGAGGAGUUCAUGACCUUUGCAGAAGCAUCGGCCAGAGAGUCACGGUCCCGCCAGGCAUUCAACCGCGCAGCCCUGAGCGUGGUGCCCCGGGGGGAACGCACGGUGGAGAAGAGGAGCUACCUGCAGGAGUACAAGUGCUGCCCACCCGCCCUCUUCAUGGUGACGGCGGCGCUGGUGGAGAUCGGUGUCUUCAUCUUCUACGUGUACGACAUGGGGAAGCCCAUUACCUCAAAUGGGCCGGCACCGCUCUACAGUCCGCUCAUCUACAAUCCCUACCGGCGCUACGAGGCUUGGCGCUACGUUAGCUACGCACUCAUACACUCUGGCUACAUGCACCUGACGAUGAACCUGGUGAUGCAAACAAUCCUGGGACUGCUGUUGGAGCUGGUGCACGGCUGGUGGCGCGUGGGGCUCAUCUACAUGUCCGGGGUGCUGGCGGGCUCCCUCUCCCAGUCCCUCGCUAUGCCCCGGGCCUACCUUGCGGGGGCAUCAGGCGGGGUGUAUGCCAUAGUCUACGCCCACCUCGGGAAUCUACUCUUGAACUGGUCUGAGAUGGAGUUCCGGUGGCUGCAGCUCGUGUUGUGCCUCGGCCUCUCCGUCGGGGACGUCUCCAUGGCUCUCUGGGACACCUACGGGAGCUCCACGCCCUCCAACACGGGGCACCUGGCUCACCUCGGGGGCGCCGUCGCGGGGGUGCUGGUGGGGAUCUACAUACUGAGGAACCUGAAGAAGAGGCGGUGGGAGAAGUACUGCUGGUGGGUGGCGCUCGUCCUCUACUUUAUUCUGAUCGGGACGGGUAUUAUCCUCAAUGCCUCGCUUCCUGACUACUUCCCCCCCAGCGAGUGAUGAGCUGACUUGAGAGGAAUGGUUUUUGUAUGAGGUUGUAUUCUGUGUGUGUGUGUGUGUGUGUGUGUGUGAGAGAGAGGCUAAUUUAGUGUUGUGUACUAGAUUUAUUUCUUUUUGUAGACUAAAGAAACAGUUAACAGUUGAAGAAAAAUGAGUAGAAGGGAAAGAAUGUAGAGAAUUUGUGUUAGAAGAGAAGAAACAAUAGCAAAAAUUAAAUAGUUAUGAUAAAACUGCAAUUACCCCACACACACACACACACACACACACACACACCGCGUAGUGUAGUGGUUAGCACGCUCGGCUCACAACCAAGAAGGUUCGAAUCCCGGGAGCGGCGAGGCAAAUGGGCGAGCUUCUUAAUGUGUAGCCCUUGUUCACCUAGCAGCAAGUAGGAACGGGAUAUAACCCGAGGGGUUGUGACCUCGCUGUCCCGGUGUGUGGUGUGUCAGUGGUCUCAGUCCUACCCAAAGAUCGGUCACUAUGAGCUCUGAGCUCUUUCCGUAGGGGUAACGGCUGGCUGGGUGACCAGCAGACGACCGUAGGUGAAUCGCACACACACACACACACACACCACAAAGCACAAACCGAACAACAGCAACAACAGUGAUACACGCACAGUUGUACAAAAAAUAAACAAAGCAACCAAUUAACCAAUCAGCGAACAACCAAAGUGUAAUUGCUUAGUCCGGUCGUCUGUGAUAUCUGUCCGUAGCAUACCUACGUACGUACGUACGUACUUACGUACAUACCUACAUACAUACAUACAUAUAUUUUUCCAUGACUGCUAUUCUAGUGAGUAUCGUGAACUACUUUUUAUUCUGAACAUUUUCGUAGUUAACCCAAUAAGUAUUUUCAUUACUUUUUACUUCCAUAUGUUCGUUGCUUUUAUAUGGUUAUUCCCUAUGACGAAAAUAUUCUGCGAGUACAAAAUAUUACCGCUGGUAGAUGGACAAUAUUAUAGUAGAGAAACUUAGGAAGGUAUGUAGUCAAGAAAGGAAAAGGCACCAGUAGAUACGGGUAGACGUAAGGGAAGGGAGAUGGAUAAGUAGAAUACAGAAAGGUAGAUGGAUAAAGUAAUAGAUGAAUGGUUAGACAGAAAGACAGACUGGAAAAUUCAUAGGUACGUAGAUAGAUAAGUGGAUAGAUAGGUAAACUGAUAGACAGGUAGAUAUAUAAAUAGAUAGACAUAGAUAAAUAGAAUAACGGAGACAAGACAGACACACAGACCGACAAAUUGAUAAAUAUAAUAAAUAUAAAGAUAGAGAGAUAGAUGAAUAAUUAGAUAGACAGAGAUAGAUAAAUAACUGACUAAUACCCGUAUAAAAGUAGAUACGUAGAUUGAUAAUAUAGUUUAACAGAGAGAUAAGGUACAUAGAUAGAUAGAUAGAUAGAUAGAUGGAUGGAUAGAUAGAUAGAUAAAUAAAUAGAUUUACAAACAUGACAAUAAUAUAGUUAGCUAAGGAAUAGUAAAGGUGUUAUUUAAACUGACUAUUCAUCUGCCUUAUUUUCUCUCUCUCUCUCUCUCUCUCUCUCUCUCUCUCUCUCUCUCUCUCUCUCUCUCUCUCUCUCUCUCUAAAUAUUUAACAAUGACCAAAUA